CGAGGCUGGCGCUGGUGGUGCACUAUAAAAGGAAAAAUCAUAGUUUGGAGUUUAUAGCAAUACCUCUUGCGAGUGUUGUCAAUCAUGCCACCCAAGACUUCCGGAAAGGCUGCCAAGAAGGCCGGUAAGGCCCAAAAGUCUAUCACCAAGGGUGAUAAGAAGAAGAAGCGCAGGAGGAAGGAGAGCUACAGCAUCUACAUCUACAAGGUGUUGAAGCAGGUCCACCCUGACACCGGUAUCUCCUCCAAGGCCAUGUCCAUCAUGAAUUCUUUCGUGAAUGACAUUUUUGAGCGCAUUGCCGCUGAGGCUUCCCGCCUUGCCCACUACAACAAGCGUUCCACCAUCACCAGCCGGGAGAUUCAGACCGCCGUCAGGCUUCUGCUCCCCGGUGAACUGGCCAAGCACGCUGUCAGCGAGGGCACCAAGGCCGUCACCAAGUACACUUCCUCUAAGUAAAUUGCUUGGUUGCUCGGUUUCUCCGGUCUCCUACAACAACAUCGGCUCCUUUAGGAGCCACA
Penaeus vannamei (Pacific white shrimp) is the source of this 518-nucleotide messenger RNA. The record is from RefSeq and is a predicted model, not a curated record. NCBI's taxonomy places the organism in Eukaryota, Metazoa, Arthropoda, Malacostraca, Decapoda, Penaeidae.